Messenger RNA from Sorex fumeus (smoky shrew), 1157 nucleotides. It is a transcript of the gene MED9, whose product is annotated as mediator complex subunit 9. Lineage: Eukaryota; Metazoa; Chordata; Mammalia; Eulipotyphla; Soricidae. The transcript is spliced from 2 exons. Gene Ontology annotation, molecular function: transcription coregulator activity. Gene Ontology annotation, cellular component: mediator complex. The record is from RefSeq and is a predicted model, not a curated record. Gene Ontology annotation, biological process: regulation of transcription by RNA polymerase II. Bases 42 to 485 code for a protein of 147 amino acids.
CGCGGGGCUUGGCCUUCCGGACCCGGGGGCUGUCGAGCGCCAUGGCCUCUGCCGGGGUGGCCGCGGGUCGACAGGCCGAAGAGGCGUUGCCGGCCCCCGCCGAGCCUCCGCUGGCCGAGACCAAGCCGCUGCCGCCGCCGCAGCCGCCCGCGCCGGCCGCCGCCGCGCAGGGCCCGCAGCCGCCCGCGCCCCGGCCCCCGUCGCCGGCGGGCCUGAAGGAGGACGAGAGCUACUCCUUUCUGCCCCUGGUGCACAACAUCAUCAAAUGCAUGGACAAGGACGGCCCGGACAUCCACCAGGACCUGAACGCCCUCAAAACCAAGUUCCAGGAGCUGCGCAAGAUCAUCAGCACCAUGCCCGGCAUCCACCUGAGCCCUGAGCAGCAGCAGCAGCAGCUGCACAGUCUGCGAGAGCAAGUCAGGACCAAGAAUGAGCUUCUGCAGAAGUAUAAGAGCCUCUGCAUGUUUGAGAUCCCCAAGGAGUAGAGGCGGCCCGGGCCGUCUUCCAGCGAGACCCCAGGGAGAAAAUGGCCUUUCCGCCCGCCCCUCCGUGCCCACCACAGGAGGCUGGUUCUUCUGUCCUCUCCGGAAUAUUUGUGGCUGAGCAGGGUGGGGGCUUUUGUACGGCCUCCUUAAUUCAAGCUUGUCAGUGACAGUGCAAGGAGCCAGCCCUCGAACUUGGCUUCUUCGGGGCUUCUUUGUACAGAGCCGUAUGUCCAGAUGCUUGGUGCUGGAAGGAAGAGUGUUCCCAGAGGCUGGGGAGGGCUGGGUGGGGCUCGAGCCUUCCUCUGGGGAGUGGGCCAUCUGCCGUGUGCCCAGGCUUCUCCGAAGGCACACAGUAGAAAGGAGGCAACUCCCCUUUGCUUCCUGCCCUCCUCCCCCGCCCCCCUAGUAUGAUCAGUAUGUACCAGGUACAUACUGUUCCUGUUAACAGCCAUGUCUGGACAUUUGCAUAGAAUACAUCCAGGAGAUUUGGCCUGCUCUCAGCAUGAACUUAAAAUGGUAAAAGAAGGGGGUGAGCGAACGGAACAUGGGUUUUGAAAGACUACGGGGUGGCCUGCCCUCACGCCCCCAAAACAGUUUGCUUCCUUUCAUGUUUGAGCCAGUGAAUAUAACUGUCUGUGGGGGAGUCUGCUGCCAGACAGCCCCUCUCUUGAA